Odontomachus brunneus is the source of this 3670-nucleotide messenger RNA. It is a transcript of the gene Tgs1, whose product is annotated as trimethylguanosine synthase. Lineage: Eukaryota; Metazoa; Arthropoda; Insecta; Hymenoptera; Formicidae. Gene Ontology annotation, cellular component: nucleus. Gene Ontology annotation, biological process: 7-methylguanosine RNA capping; 7-methylguanosine cap hypermethylation. The record is from RefSeq and is a predicted model, not a curated record. The transcript has 10 exons. The coding region runs from base 702 to 3530 and encodes 942 amino acids. Gene Ontology annotation, molecular function: RNA cap trimethylguanosine synthase activity.
UUUUCCCUACGAGAGGUCGUUCUCACACUUCCCAAAUCACAGAAUUGAUUUUACUUUCGUUUCUCUUUAAAUCACGUAUGCAUGGUGGAUCUUCUCUUCGAGUCUAUGGAUAUGAUAAAUUCGCGGGUGCUGCACACGCCAAUCUCAUUCCGCAUGGUGGGCAGCUGAAGAGAUGGUUGAUUGUUUUUAUAUAUUGUUGAUGGCUAAUACUCGAACUUGAGAGGCAUGUUGUACUUACGACGUAUAACGAUCGUAUGAUGUUAAAUUGAGUGAAACUGAGCGUGUUCGUGAUGUGUGAUUCGUUCUGGGAACCUGUAGCCGAAAUCUACCUCGUUGACCGUGAGAAAGCCGAUAAUGUCGAUGAUUAUUACGGUUGUGUCGUUAGCAGAGUGGUUUUAGGCUAUGUCUUUUUAUAUUUGACCCAAGCUGUGGAACUAUAUAACCAUUAUUUGUUUACUGUAAUCCUAAUUGUUUUUGCCAGCGUGAUCAGUAGAAAGAACAUGUAAAGAAGAAAAUACAGCUUAUGUAUGUUUCCACAGUUACUACAAUAAAAACAAUUCAAAAAGUUUUAUUUUUGUUACAAAACUAAAAGUUCCAAAGAGUUCAAGAGAAAAAAAUUUAUUCAAAUUGUGGAUACUAAGAGUUGUACAGUUUUAAGUUCAGAAAAUGACAGCGAAGAAGAAGCUAUUGAGAAAGAUUUUAUGGAAUGGACAUUGGAUCUCGACAAGGGAUCUAGAAUAGAGACUCAGUCUACAGAGAAGCAUGAUGAAGAACCAGUAAGCUGUUAUGGCAGUGCGUCACACACAGAUAACAAUUAUUCUACAGAUGAACAUGACUCAGUACGUGAUUCUGCUUACCGAUCCACCAUACAUGCUUCAGCCCAGAAACUGGGUUUGCACCAGUCAGACUCUGGUGCAGACCUGUCUGAAUAUCGUGACCAACAUGAGGUAAAAAACAUACAGAAUCUCUCAGCACCUCAUGGGAAUAUUUUUAAGACUACAGAGGCCGUGACUGAAAAUGACUGCAAAAACAUGGAUAUGCUGACUGAAUACAUUGAAUGUGACAAGGAAUUAAUAACACAAAGUUUAGCAACCAAUACCACAAGCAAAGCACACAACGAAGAUAACUCUUUUACGGAAUAUAAUUAUAUUCCUUACAUUAAUUCCUAUUCCGCGUAUCAUGGAAGUGAUGAAACCGAAAUGCACAAGGCGUGGUUACAUUUCUGGGCAGAAAACGGAGAACGAAUAAUCUGGACAUCAUGGAUUAAGAAAUAUGCGGAUUACAUCAAUCCUGAUUAUUUUCAGAGUAACACGGCGAAAGAAGACGAGAAGCCGCAAUAUGCAGAAGUUAAUGAACCAGCCGUAGAAAAAUUUUACGAGCAUGAUACAUGCAGCCCGAGCGAAAUGUGCAGGAACUGUGAAUUUCUACCUUCAACCUCGAGCGGAAUUUUUCAUAGAGACGAUUCAAGCGACGAUCGUAUACUCGAUGAAUUACCGCAAGAUCAGGCUAUCGGAGACGGCUGGAAUCCUCUAAGCCAACCAAGUAUAGAAGAGAACUAUAAUCAGUAUUCUAAUGCAGAAGACGAAAGAUUACUAACGAGGUGCGAUUCCAUUAAUGGUUCAAUAGCGAAAACGAAUGUUGCUUCCGAUUCCAUGACAAAUGUCACAAAAAUGACGUUAACUAGUUCCAGUUACGAUUCAUCCUCCUCCUUUUCUUCUUGCUCUUCCGCCUCAUCUCUUUCAUUGAACCUCGACAUUUUCUUCGAGAGUUCCGCACAGGAAAGCGAUACGACCAGUACUUCCGAUCCCGAAGACAAUUUUCGGGGAGAACACGAUAAAGACUGGCAGCAACUGUGGUGGGAGCACUUCGAGUUGCAGUAUCGACAACAGUAUGAACUUUUCGUAUUGAGUUAUGCGAAAGCGCACAGUGUAGAUCAGUGUAGAUCUAUGUCCGACGAAUACGAUGCCGAGGCUGAUCUAAGUGACGAUGCGAUACAAAUUAAUAAGUCUUCACCGAAUAAAGUCCGUUCCUCUAAAAAUGGUAAAAUAUCCAGGAAUAUGCGACCUUCGACAUCGUAUAAAAAUAAAACAGAAAACCUGAUUUUAAGUUCCGUGGGUGCUCUCUUGAAGAAUCUAGCAGUGGAUCCAAGCGUGUCUGCUACAUCAAGCUCGUUUGCUGAAGAAGAUCAACAAAUAGUCUCAGAGGAGCGUUCCGUGUCUUGGGUUCCCGUGUCUUCUCGAAGACGAAGCCGACAGAAAAGGGGUUCGGUCAGUUCUCAAGGCCUGAGUAAUGUCUCAUUGAUGGAAGUUUUCUUCAAAUCCGAAAGAUCUGUUAAAUGGUACGGUGAUAUUACCUUCCGUAAACGUAAUAUCAUUUGGAAAACAAUAAAGUCUGUGAGACCGAGAAGCGAGCGAUUGUCUGAGCCGUCAUCCAGCGAUACUGAGGCAAUUUUGCAAAAUAAAGUGAGACUUUAUUAUUUUAAACGCUACGCAUCGAUAUCAUUAAAGGAGAAAAACAAAAUAUAUAAUACAAAUAACUCUUUGGAUCUUAGAUCGUUACGACAUGAAGAAUUGGAACCCGUAAUUGAUAAGGCCGAUGAAUAUUCCACUACGACUAUUUGCCAAGACACAAAUACUGAUGGUGAUCCGGGCCCCAGUAAGAUGAUAAGCAAUCAACAACGUACCUGUACAUUCUCGUCUUCGUCAGAAGCGUUGGACAGCCAAUUCGAAUGGGACGAUAACGAAGAAAUUAUCACUCAUGAACUUACGGAACUAGACGUUUUCGAGGGUAACGAAAACAGCAAAGAAGAACUUUGGGAGCGCAGACGAUGCAAAAGGAUGAAAACGAUAGAUGAUACUAUGCAGCUUCCGCAGGAGAUAAAGAAUGAAAAAAAUCUCCAAAGAUAUUGGUUGAAUCGAUAUGAACUUUUUCAUAAAUACGAUGAAGGAAUUCAAUUGGAUAAAGAGAGUUGGUAUUCCGUAACUCCAGAGAGAAUCGCCAAGCAGAUAGCAAGGCGAUGUAAAUGUAAUGUCAUUGUUGAUGCAUUUUGCGGCGCAGGAGGUAAUGCUAUACAAUUUGCAUUCACGUGCAAUAAAGUGAUUGCUAUUGAUAUUGAUCCAAAGAAAAUCGAAUGUGCUCGAAAUAACGCAAAGAUCUAUGGCGUGGAAGAAAAAAUUGAGUUUAUAAUCGACGAUUUUCUCAAGGUGGCGCCAGGCUUAGAAGCCGACAUUGUAUUCCUAAGUCCACCUUGGGGUGGUCCCAAAUAUUCAGAUUCUUCAGUAUUUGAUAUCAAAACACUGCUCUCUGUAGGUGGAGAGAAGGUGUAUAAAGCAGCUCGGCGAAUAUCAACGUCUGUGGCCUACUUUCUACCUAAGAAUGUAAAUAUUAAACAGGUGAGAAUGCUUGCCAGGAGGGGACAUGGCAUCGAAACGGAACAAUAUUUCGAGGAAAAUAAAGCAAUCGCAGUAACUUGUUACUAUGGUGGAUUGGUUGCAAAAACAGAAAGCUUGGAAAGUACAGAACAAAUCUAAUAAUAUCUAAAAUUUAAAAAGCAAAAGAACAGAAAUUACAAAUACAACAUAAGUCUUUCCUCCAAGAUAAAAAAAAAUGUAAUAAUAUAAUAAUGUAAUAAUAUAACAAUGAAAUUUUAAUAAAUAAAUGAAAAAGGAUA